Messenger RNA from Zootoca vivipara (common lizard), 2796 nucleotides. Its product is annotated as zinc finger protein RFP. NCBI's taxonomy places the organism in Eukaryota, Metazoa, Chordata, Lepidosauria, Squamata, Lacertidae. Gene Ontology annotation, molecular function: protein binding; zinc ion binding. The record is from RefSeq and is a predicted model, not a curated record.
GCUCUCUCCUUAUGCUGGGCCGGGCCGGGCUUUUGCCUUGCAGGUCGGCUGAUGAUUCCCGGGGGUCGGACGCUGUAUUUUAGCAGGCGAGAGCAAGAGGGGAGCAGAGCAAGCUAGAAGACGCCAAUGGCUGCGCCGAACCCAGAGAAAAGCCUCCAGGAUGAAGCCACCUGUUCCAUCUGCCUGGAUUAUUUCCAGAACCCGAUGAUGGUCAUCGACUGUGGGCACAACUUCUGCCGGGACUGCAUUGCCCAGUGCUGUGAAGGGUCCAUUGCCAACGUGUUCUCCUGCCCGCAGUGCAGAAAACCCUUCCCUUGGCAGAACCUGCGGCCAAACAGGCACCUGUGGAAUAUCGUUGAGCUGGCCAUGCAGUUCAGCAUGCGGCGAGCCAAGGAGUCGGGAGAACAGAAGCUCUGCAAGAAACACCAGGAGCCCCUGAAGCUCUUCUGCGAAUACGAUCAAACGUCCAUCUGCGUGGUUUGUGACCGGUCCAAGCUGCAUAAAUAUCACAAUGUGAUUCCUAUAGAGGAGGCUGCUCAGGUUUACCAGGAGAAAAUACACCACUGCUUGCAAACUUUGAAAGAAGAGAGAGACAAGAUUUUAUCAUUUAAAUUAGAUGCAGAGAAGCCAAGCCAGGAUCUGCUGGCAGAAACCGAAGCCGAGAGGCAGAAGCUUAUGUUGGAAUUUCAGCAGCUCCACCAGUUUCUAGAGAAAGAAGAACAACUCUUGUUAACCCAGCUGCAGAAGCUGGAGAUAGAGAUAGAGAAGAAGAAGGAAGAGCAUGCAGCUAAAUUUUCCGAGGAGAUUUCCCAUAUCAGCACCCUAAUUGGCGAGCUGGAGCAGAAGGGUCAGGAGCCGCCAGGUGGGCUGAUGCAGGAUAUUGGAAGUAUCUUCAACAGGUGCAAGAGGGGCAAAUUUCAGUUUCCUACUCCACCUGAUUCUUCGGAGCUCAGUACAAUGGUUCAGGAAUUCUCCAAAGAGAGUGCUUCACUGCAGGGCAAACUGAGGAAAUUCAGAGAGACUUUGGAUGAACAAAAGUGGAUAAAUGAGAACGUGAAACUGGACCCCAUGACGGCUCACCCUCGAUUCAUUGUGUUUGAUGGCCAGAAAGCUGUUGCAUGGGGAUCUGUCCGCCAGGAGCUGCCCUACAGCACCGGGCGAUUUGACCCCACCCGCUGCGUGCUUGGCUGUCAGGGAUUCACGUCCGGGAAGCACCAUUGGACAGUAGAUGUGAGCAAGGGAACUUUCUGGGCUGUGGGUGUAGCCAAAGAAUCUGUGAAGAGGAAAGGACAGCUGAAUAUGGUCCCUGAGGAGGGAAUCAUGGCUGUGGGUUUUAACAACGGCCAGUACAAAACCUUAACGUCGCCCCCGACUGUUCUGAACCCAAGUAAACACCCCCAAAAGAUUCAAAUCCGUUUGGACUAUGAAGGAGGAACGGUGGGGUUUUUUGAUGCGGAAGAAAAGAAGCGCCUUGUUCUCUUCAGUGUCAAAUUUGUGUCCAAAAUAUUUCCUUUCUUCCGAGUUGGGGACAUGAACACUGUGCUCCGCCUGUGUUAAAUUAUAUCUGUUCUCCUGUUGGACUUGGGUCUUUGGCCCUUCCAACAGUGAAGUAGUGUCAACAGAACUCUCUGGCUGUAACACACAAUACUGAGCUUCAGCGCGGUUAAUACGGCGGCGGCUUUUGACGUGCCUUAAUUCUGUGAUCAGGUUACUAUAUAUUCUGAAUGGAAACUGGAGCCUAGGCUUAAAGAAUGUGGGAGGCCCAAAUGCAUACACCAUGCAGCCCCAAACUUCGGCCCUCCAGAUGUUUUGAACUACAAUUCCCAUCAUAUCUGACCACUGGUCCUGUUAGCUUAGGGAUCAUGGGAGUUGUAGGCCAAAACAUCUGGAGGGCCGCAGUUUGGGGGUGCCUGCCAUAAACCAUUUAAAACUACUUCGUAGGUAUAGCUUCUAGUAUGUUUUAGCAACCUCUUUGUCUCUCCCGGCUAUAUUUGCUCUCAUUUGGAUACAGAUUCCAAAGUACAACAUUUGUAGCCCUCAUAUCAGCUGCGAGUGGUACAUCUCUUUUAAACUGCAGCCUCUCAGAAAUACACAGAAAUGGUGAUUAGACAAGAAUGGAGAUCCAGCUUGUGGACAUAUUGUGAAAAAUGGGAACUGAAAGUGUGUGUCUGUGUAGGUACAAAAUCGAUAUGAGGUGUGUGUGUGUACAGGUAUUUUGCAUUUGAAUAUUUGUGCCCAAAUGAAAGCAGUAUUGCAAGAUACAGCCAGUAGUUAACGGUUGAGUGCAGUCAAUUUAUCCAAGCCAAGCUGAGACCAAGAAAGACGAUGAAAAUGGAUAAGAAAAGUGGUGUUUUGUAAUUUUAACAUGGUAUAUACAGGGAUACAGGAGAUCACCUUGGUUUUCAAUUGAGAUCUGUUUAGGAUGCCUUGUUAAUGUACCUUGCAAUUUUUUACAUUCUGGAAAAUAUUUUUUUUUAAAAUUGCAGACUUUUAAAAAAAAGUAGAGUAAAAGUUUAUCCAAAUCUGCGCAUUUUAAUAAUUCUUUUUACUUUUACUUUUUUAUAUAGAAUGCUGGAAUGAAAAAGCACAGAUGACAGGAAAUGUUUAGGUACUGGGUUGUCAGAAUUAUUUGCUCAGCCCUGUACCUGUUUGCCAAAACUUAAUAAAUGCUGACAUCUCCUUAAAUACGUUGCCGUCCUUUACUCUAUAAAUACAAUAUUGGUCAACUUAAAAAACCAUUCUGCAACCUUCUAUAAUCAGCUCCAUUUCAUUUGGAGGCUGUUUCAGUUCUUGCCA